Paramecium primaurelia is the source of this 734-nucleotide messenger RNA. Lineage: Eukaryota; Ciliophora; Oligohymenophorea; Peniculida; Parameciidae. The record is from the annotation of a GenBank genome assembly.
AUGGAUUAAGUAAAAGCAAUGCAGUAAUAUAUAAUUAAAUUAAAGAUUGCUCUAACAGAUUUAUAAUAAAAAAUAAAGAUUUAGAAGUAACACUUGAUUAGGUAUAAAUAUUAGUAUAAUCAUUGGAAGAAAAAUUAGAAUAUACUGAAAAAAAGUUAUAGAAUGAAAAAGAAUAAGUUGAAAUUCUAGAAAUCAAUGUUGAUGAAUAUGAAAAGACAUUAAAAAGUAUAUCUGAUACUAAAUUAUUAAAAUUAUUAAAUAUAAGAAACCAAGCUUUUUAGGCAAAGUUUUUAAUAAUACCUAAUUAGAUGAAUUGAUAAUUAAACUUAAUUAAACUGAAUAAUGCUUAGAUUUUUACAUUAAAAACAUAAUUAUAAUUAUUAGAAAAUAAGUUUGAACAAGAGCAAAAAUUAGCAUAAUCAAAAUUUUAGAAAUUGAAAUUAUAUUAUCAAUAAGAAAAAACUAAAAAAGUAGGUUUAAAGAAAUAAAUUUAAUAAUUAAAUCUAUUACAGACUGGAUUACGAUAUGAAAUCAAUGAAUUAAAUUAAUAAAUUGAAUAGUUGAAAAAGGAUAUAGAAAAUAAAUAACAAGAUUUGUUGUCUACAUAAUAAUUACUUGAUAAAAAUUAAGAUGAUAUGAAGAAAUUAACUUAAGAUCUUAUUUAACUAUAAUUGAAUAUGAAUAUACUAUUUUAUUAUAAUAUAUAGUCGAUAAUUAGAAAAAGAAAAAAAUGA